Molecule: messenger RNA, 1487 nt
Organism: Tarenaya hassleriana
Lineage: Eukaryota; Viridiplantae; Streptophyta; Magnoliopsida; Brassicales; Cleomaceae
Product: transmembrane protein 56-like
Exons: 10
Coding region: 443-1255 (270 amino acids)
Biological process (GO): lipid homeostasis
Cellular component (GO): membrane; endoplasmic reticulum
Source: RefSeq, a predicted model, not a curated record
CAGCAUUCACUAUUUCACUUCUUCUUUUGGGGGUUUUUUCCUUUCAGAUUUGUAUAACUUGUAAAAAAAAAAGGGAAGUAGAGAAAGAAAUGAUCCAUUCAAUUAUGCAUCACGAGAAUUUAUGAAAGUUGGAGAAAGGUAUGCCCUUUUGAAGUUAAAUUGAAAGGUAACACCUUUUCAAAGAAGGAAACCGGAAGAAGAAAAGACAUAUCGAAGCCAAUGGCGGAUGACUAAUUGCUCGAGUCUGGGAAGGAGGGAGAGAGAGAGGGUCAAGCCCCUUUGGAAAGCUUCAGGAUUUGGCAAUUGAAAAUCCGAGAUCGGGGCUCUUGCUUUUCCUGUAUUGUUCCCCAGGUUUCUUCCUUGAACGCCGGAUUCUAGGUUUUGUCCCAUCGCUCAUCAGCUCUUUCCAUUUCAUCAACAGAGUCAAAGCAAGGGUGUCUCCAUGGCUUUGAGUUUCCCUCUUGGGUUGGCAUUUGCCAUUGAUGACGUUGUUGCCUCUUCCAAACGAUUCACGUUGCUCGCGUCUGUCUGUUCGGGGAUCAUAAUGUGCAAGAUUGUUUAUGACUUAACCGGUUUGGUGAGCCGUUUGCUGUUCAAACCGUAUGGAAAACUCGACAGCAAACAGCAAAUGGAAUGGAAUAACAGGGGCUUCUCGACAUUUCACGCAGUUUUCGUUUCGUUGGCUGCAAUCUACCUGCUGGUGUUUUCGGGAAUGUUUGAUGAUAAUGUUCUCGGUGGUUUAAUGAUCGACCGAACUUCAACAACGUCAGAAGUAAUAUUGGGGAUCUCCAUUGGUUAUUUUCUGGCAGACCUGUCAAUGAUCCUAUGGCAUUUUCCCGUUCUCGGUGGUGUGGAGUAUGUGUUUCACCAUUGCAUAUCCAUGUUUGCUAUCAUACUGGCUGUCACUAGCGGGCAAAGCCAGUUCUACAUAUUCAUGGUUCUCCUCUCCGAAGCCACAACUCCAUUUGUCAAUCUACGCUGGUACCUGGAUACUAGUGGUCAGAAAAGCUCCAAGCUUUACACGUGCAACGGGAUUGCCCUGUUCUUGGGUUGGCUGGUGGCAAGGGUCCUUCUGUUCAUCUACUUUUUUGUUCAUAUGUUCCUCCACUUCGAUCAGGUGAAGCAAGUAUUCCCGCUCGGGUUUUACAGCUUGCUGACGAUACCACCGGCGCUGGGAGUGAUGAAUCUGCUAUGGUUUUGGAAGAUCACAAAAGGGUUGAUCAAGACGCUGUCCAAAGCCAGACGCCGUGAAUGAGAUCAGGGUUGUGAUUGGACAGUUGCAGUUGUUGUCUGGUUAUAUGGUACCAACUGUUAUUUUACUUUGGAUCCCACGGUCGAGAGGGACAUGAACGAAUUCCCCAUGCCGUGGAAAAGCUGUAAAAUGGAAUACAAAAAUUGAUCAUAGUUUUCUCCUUGUUCUUUUAAAUUGCUCCUGAAUGUGAUGGGCUUUUUGGACUUUGGAUUUAGAAAUAAAUGGGCCUUUUAUA